Molecule: messenger RNA, 1689 nt
Organism: Huiozyma naganishii CBS 8797
Lineage: Eukaryota; Fungi; Ascomycota; Saccharomycetes; Saccharomycetales; Saccharomycetaceae
Gene: SLM2
Product: phosphatidylinositol 4,5-bisphosphate-binding protein
Exons: 1
Coding region: 1-1689 (562 amino acids)
Source: RefSeq, a predicted model, not a curated record
AUGUCGAAGCAUAGUACAAUGACCUCUGGUGCCUCAGAGAUGAAGGCGAACUUGAAGCAGCACGCGAGUUUGUUAUCACCACAGCAGCAACGGAUGCAUACAGCCAGUCUCGCGGGCAGUGGCGAGACUGCGCAUCAGGCGUACUCCACGAGGGACACAGUGUCGCUGCCGCAGCAUAGGCCGGAACACCCGGCGCAGGACCCACGGUCCCCACUCGUUAUACUGGUGCCGACGACUGCACAGCCCACGGAGGUGCUCGCUGCACGGUUUGCCGCCUGGCGGAGUGUGAUCAAGUCCCUGCUCGGGUAUCUCAGCGAGACAGCGUCGAUCCAGGAGGAGAUUGUGAGACAGCAACUGCGGUUGCAGCAUGCGGUGCAGUUCCCCUUCUUUGCAGUGGAGAACCAGUCCCAGCCCAGCUCCUCGGAGGAUAAGGCGACUCAGAGGUUUUUCCUUCCGUUAGGUUGUGGAUCCGUGCAGAACGUCCCCUCUGUGCUUAACGCGUACCAUGGGGCGCUUGCUGCCGUGUCAUCGAAGGGCGCGAAGGAGCUAAACAAUGAGGUGAUCCCGCGGCUUGAGGAGCUCCGUAGGGACCUGCUCGUCAAGAUCAAAGAGAUCAAGCAAUUGCAGUCCGACUUUAAGAACUCGUGUACCAAGGAACUCUCGAUCACGAAACAGGAGCUGAAACAGUACUGGAACGCGCUCAAGGAGUGCAAGUUCACGACACCGGCGAAGGACCCGUACUUGCUCAAGAUCACGCUCGACAAGCAGAUCAAGAGACAGAUUACAGAGGAGAACUAUCUUCAUGAGGCAUUCGACAACCUGCAGACGUCCGGGUGCGAGCUUGAGAAGGUGGUCGUCAUGGAGAUACAGAACGCGACGACUAUGUACGCGCGCAUACUCGGCCAAGAGGCACAGCUCGUCUUCGAUAUCCUCGUUUCGAAACUCGAUGCAGGGUUCCUGAGACACGACCCGCAGUUUGAGUGGGACAGUUUCAUCGCAAGAGAUAACAACUUCAUACCGCCGAACCUGCCGAUGCGUCGGUUCAAAGAGAUCGUGUACAAGCACCAAGCGGAUCCGGUGACGUACGAGAUCAGGUCCGGGUUUCUCGAGAGGCGGUCCAAGUUUCUGAAAUCGUAUUCCCGAGGGUUCUAUGUGCUCUCCGCGAACUACCUACACGAAUUCAAGUCUGCAGACAGGAAGAGGGACCUUGUACCCGUGAUGUCGCUGGCAUUGGAGGACUGCUCCGUCGCCGAACACUCGAAGCAGAAUGCUACGGAACACAAAUUCAUCCUGCAUGCGAAGCAGAACGGACUGAUCCAUAGGGGCCACAACUGGGUUUUCAAAGUGGAGUCGCACGCGACAAUGAUGGCGUGGUUCCACGACCUGAAGAAGUUCACCACAUUUGACUCCAUAGAGGACAAGACCAAAUACAUAGUCAAGAGGUUUGCCCAGCAACAGCAGGAAAAAUCCUCUGCGACGAUGCCGCAGGACAACAGUAGGAAGAGCAUGGAGGCCGAUACAGACGCAGAUGAGCGUCGCCUCUCGACGUCCACGACAAACACGGGGACGCCGCCCAAACUGGACACUACAACACAGACAGAAACCACUGCAUCUAUCCCUGACACUGGGGACCAUGUCCCAUCGUUCUACAUAGAAACGGCGUCGCCCGAGAAGAGCAAAGCCGCCUGA